Molecule: messenger RNA, 2012 nt
Organism: Dreissena polymorpha
Lineage: Eukaryota; Metazoa; Mollusca; Bivalvia; Myida; Dreissenidae
Exons: 2
Coding region: 183-1595 (470 amino acids)
Source: RefSeq, a predicted model, not a curated record
GAAAAAUAAUAGUAUAAUGAUGACAAAUAUUAUGAAUGGACAAUUAAAAAUAGAACUUAAUAUCAGUACUACAAUGAUAAAAUCAUAUCUUAUAAAUUGAAAAUAGCAUAACAUUUAAAUGACAAAAACAUGAUAAACAAUUUAUCAACAAUUUAACAAGUUCAUAAAUUUAGACAGAUAUAAUGGCCUUUAAAAAAAUGUACAAAUAUUUGAAUAUUAUUUUUUCUUUCAGACAAUGUGUUAAUGUGACACUUAUAUCUGAGUUAGUCAAAGGACCCACACCAGACUUGCAGCAGCUAUCAAGAAAGCUUCAAACUAUUCUGGAAACACUUAAGAAACUUGAGAACAAUUGGAACUGCAACAUGCAGUCUUUGCCCGCUUCAUACACCAAACAAUUGCAUGAAAUACGUCAAACACGUCAGAAAAUAAAUGCAAUUUUAGAUGAAAUGGAAAAGACCACCAUUAAUGAACUAGAUGAAAGGAUGACCAGUCUGAAAGCGUCUAUCAAGACCGAUGUAGAUAAUUGUAAUAAGAUUAUGAUCAAACUGAAACAACUCGGUGAUGUUAUUCAUGACAUUGUUGAUAAGGGCAAAGCUGAACUCACAUUUAUUGCAAGUAAGAAAUGUCUAGAAAAAAUAAAGCAGUCUGAAACGUACCUGAAGAAGAACACUGUUCUGGUAGAAAGUUCACUGACAUUCCAGGCAGACAUUAAUGUUCUACAUUACUUGACUGGACUGUCAGGUCUGGGAAAGGUUAUUUUCAGUACCAAGGUAUUAUCAGUGCUAGGUGACCCAGACCAGGUAUUCAAAGUGCAAGGAAAGUCAGAGUAUGAUGUGAGCCUACCAAGUGAUACAGAGAAGAGCUUCAAUAUCAGUGCCAUCUGUGUUCUCUCUGAUGAUCAGAUUCUUGUUGCAGAUUUUGAUAAUAAACAAGUUAAGCUACUCAAUCAUCAAUACCAGGUGGUGGGACAUUGCGAUUUAACUGGCUAUCCAUUGGACAUGUGCCAUAUCGCAUCAGGUGAGGUGGCUGUUGCUGUGGAUGACGAUAAGACACAUGAGGUCCAGUUUGUCUUGGUGAAUGAUGGGCGACUGGUUAAGGGCAGGAAGUUACAGUUUGAACAUGGAUGUUAUGGGAUUGCUCAUGAUGGGACAAACCUGUAUCUCACCACUGGCACUGCCCUUUUCAAGCAUUCAUUGACUGCAGACCUGUUCAGUAAGGUCUAUGAAGAUACAUCAGGCAGAAUGACAGUAUCUAAUUGUGCAGUGAGUCCAUUGGGUGACAAGAUAUUUGUCACCAGCCCAGGUAAAAGCAGACUCCUCACCUUGGCCAGAGCUGGCAAAGUUCUCCACACUUUCAGAGACCCAGACCUACAUGGGCGAGGUGGUAUACAUGUUACCGCUCAGGGACAGGUGUUGGUCUGUGGAUUUUAUUCGGACACUGUCUUACAACUGGAUGGGGAUGGCAAGAAGAAGCUGGCAACUCUUGCUACCAGGAAGGAUGGCCUUGAUCGCCCAUGGUCAGUCUUCUACAACAGGCGUACAGAAUCCAUCAUUGUGGGACAGUAUGACUCCAAAAUUCUGGUGUAUAAAGUAUAGUGCUUUUGUGUGCCAUUUGUUUCCAUGAAAUAUGCAUAUGAAAAUGUACUUAAUGCAUGUACAUACAAUUUAUGGCAGUGUUAUGUUUCAUUACAUAAUUCUUGCUGGAUGAUUUAUUGUAUUAACAUGCAAUUUAAAACAUGCUAUCAUGUGUGGGAGAAUUAUAUGUACAUUUGAUUUGCAUAGCAUCAGUACAUUGUUAUAGAUCAAUGUAAUCAAAAAGAAUAGAAUGUACAAACAUGAUUCACCUGUAGUGUCUGUUAUGCUCUACUGUAUUUGAGUGUUACAUUAAUAUACAUCUAUAAACUGACAAAGAAUAGUAUAAACAUACAUGAUUUACCUGUUUGUUAUGCUCUACUGUAUUUGUGUGUAAUUGUUAUGUAAAGAAAAUAAAAAUUGUGCAGUUAUAUAUGCUGA